Lachancea nothofagi CBS 11611 is the source of this 2952-nucleotide messenger RNA. Lineage: Eukaryota; Fungi; Ascomycota; Saccharomycetes; Saccharomycetales; Saccharomycetaceae. The record is from the annotation of a GenBank genome assembly.
AUGGCACCAUUUAAGUUUGCCAAGAAAAAUUCAAAAGAAAAGCCCAGGCAGGAGCCUGUGACGGCUCCCAAGCCGCCAAUUCCACCUCCUAACCCCAAACGUUUCAUGCAGGGUGAGAAACUCGCGAUUUCAAGCGUACCAGAGCCAUUGACGACCCGGGUCUUCCCGACACCGGUGCCAGCGCAACAGAGGAACGUUUCUAGCGCGUCAGCGCUGCAGCAGACUGAAUACACGCCGUGGAGCAGGUUCAAACUCGCAAAUUCACCAUUUCCGCGCUAUCGCCAUGUCGCGUCCGCUUAUAGCUCCGAACAACAGCAGCUGUUUGUUAUCGGUGGCCUGCACGAUCAAUCGGUGUAUGGGGACACCUGGAUAAUUUCGGCACACGAAAACGGCACCAAAUUCACAUCAAAAACAGUUGAAAUUAGCGAUGCCACGCCUCCUCCGCGCGUAGGCCACGCCUCGUCGUUAUGUGGGAACGCCUUUGUCAUUUUUGGGGGUGAUACUCACAAGGUCAAUAGCGAAGGCCUGAUGGACGACGAUGUUUACCUUUUCAACGUCAAUUCUUACAAAUGGACUAUCCCUAGACCAGUCGGCCCCAGACCUCUUGGUCGUUAUGGUCAUAAGAUUAGUGUUAUCGCCACGUCUCAAUUGAAAACUAAGCUUUUUGUAUUCGGUGGUCAAUUCGAUGACACUUAUUUCAACGAUCUGGCAGUUUUCGAUCUUUCAUCCUUUAGGCGUCCAGACUCGCACUGGCAAUUCGUCAAACCCAAUACAUUCAACCCUCCUCCUUUGACGAAUCACACAAUGAUUUCGUAUGAUUUUAAGCUUUGGGUAUUCGGUGGUGAUACGCCACAAGGUUUGAUAAACGAUCUAUUCAUGUUUGAUCCUCAGCUCAACGACUGGAGGAUAGUUCAAACCUCCGGUGAGAAGCCAUCCCCCUUGCAAGAGCACGCGGCAAUACUGUAUGGUGACUUAAUGUGCGUAAUAGGUGGCAAAGACGAACAGGAUGUGUAUUCCAACAGUGUCUAUUUCUUGAACUUGAUAUCUCUGAAAUGGUUCAAGUUCCCGUUCUUCAGAUCUGGUGUCCCACAAGGUCGUUCGGGUCAUUCUCUGACUUUGUUACCUAAUAAUAAAUUGUUAAUAAUGGGUGGUGACAAAUUUGACUAUGCCAGAAGCGGUGAAGACGAUUACCACACUUCUGAAGUGGACUUGGGAUGUGGCACUUUGCUCUACUCCUUAGAUCUCAGCAGACUCAAAGAACAGUGCCCCGGUAUUUUUGAUGUCAAUCGCAUUGGAACCCCUCAGAAGUUCUCAGACCGUAAUCCUGCUUCUCCACAUCAAACAAGUCGUAAUGCUCCGGGACAGCAACAAAAUAUUCUGACUCCAUUUAGCGAAAGAUAUCAAACUCCUAAAACCGAGCAAGGUGAUUUCCCAGGCGCAGAUAGAUACAACACACCGAAAACCGAUAGUGUAUUUACCCCUAGAACCGCUAAUGAUGAUCAUUCUGAAGUCACAACGCUACCAACCCCACAAGACAUAAAGAAACCUAUGUCACCGGUCCCACAACUAAAAACUUCUCAGUUGAGCGCUCAAAGUCCACCACCUCGAGUUGUCUCUCUGCGCUCUACAACUGAAUCAGACUACAGCGGGUCAAAAGGACACGACAGCCAAUUAAGCGGAGAAACUAGCGAUGAAUACGGCGUGGCAAUGAUUGGAAACUCCCCUGGAAGACCAGUUGUUAGAGAAAGUAUAAUUCCUGAGAAUGAAACCUUGGAACAUUUGCCUAGCCAUGACGCUCCUGAAGAUUCAACUCCGCAGCGUGAGGAAUCCUUUAUGGCAACGUUGACGCCAGAAAGCACUAAAAGUAUUCCCCUCGCUGAGAAAGCUAUUCCCCUGCAAGAUACUGGCAGAAAUGUAACAAAAAAAAUGAUAGAUGCGUUGCGCGAAGAACUCGGGGAAUUAAGGACAGAAGCAGAAAAGAGUGCGCAAUCCGCAAGUCAACGCAUAAAGGAACUAGAGUCAGAAAACUCCAAAUUUAAGAAUAUUGAUAGCAGUGCUUCACGCCUUGUCAAGCUACAAACCGAUUACGAUCUUGCUGUAGCUGAUAAGAAAGCGCAUGAAGAUAGAGUCGGCGAAGUCGAGGACCUUCUUUCAAAGAAGUUCCUAGAUGUGGCUCGUUUACAUGAUGUCAUAAAAGUCCAAAGUAGUAAGAUCGGUUUACUUGAUAGUGAGGAAUCCUACAAAGAGAAGUUCGAGGAGCUGAAUGGAAAAUAUGAACAAUUGCUGAAAGAACAUCAGGCCCUGAAAGCACAAGAUAGAGAAGAGGCUAGAAUACUGCACAGUUCCAUUGAGGAGUACAACGUACAACUGGGACAGUUUUUGGCGCAUAAGGAAGGGGAAAAGGCAUCCGGGGGGGAUCGUUCUACCUCUUCUCAUCAUCAAAAAAUCAUUGAGGACCUCAGAGGCCGCGUUGAUCAAAUGACGACUGAGAAGGAAGCAAAUGAAGCUUCGAAAACGGACAUAUCGCGCUCAUACGAAAUGUUGCAGGAGAAGAACCGGCAAUUAGAAAACGCUAUCGGAAAGCUUGAACAUAACUACGAGAAUAGUUUGAACUCGGUGAACAAUGCCAGCAGGGCACUGGCACUAUCGCAAGAAGACCUCAACAAGUUCAAACAAGAAAAUAAACGUCUUGUCGAUGAACUUGAGGAAUUAAAAUAUAGAUCGGCAGAUCGUCGUGACGUUAGCUUGACGUCCAAUGACGAUUCCAUCUUAAGCUCAGGAGGCGCUGCGGGUUCAGAACCGAAAAACGAUAUGAGGGACGCUCCCUACCGCUUGAAAAUCAAAGAUCUGAAAGCAGAGCUAUUCAUCAUAAAGCAAGAAAGGAACUCUCUCAAGGAUGAUGUCCUGGAACUGAAGAAGAAGCUGCUCAAUCUCGAGAACGACGAUGACUGA